Molecule: messenger RNA, 809 nt
Organism: Chelonus insularis
Lineage: Eukaryota; Metazoa; Arthropoda; Insecta; Hymenoptera; Braconidae
Exons: 6
Coding region: 48-677 (209 amino acids)
Biological process (GO): monoatomic anion transport
Cellular component (GO): membrane
Molecular function (GO): transmembrane transporter activity
Source: RefSeq, a predicted model, not a curated record
AAGAUUCUCUUCUUCAAUUAGUGUUCAUUUAUUGUUAGUUUGGUGAGAUGGCAGACUUUGUCAGAAAAGGUAGUGUACAACUUGUAAAACGAAGCAGCGUCCAGAUAAAGCAUGCUGCGAAAGAAGUGAGAGCGGCCGUUCGAGCUCGACACAUUGUUGCUGGUCUUGUAGCUAUUGGAUUUGCAUUAUGUGGUGCCGUUGAAGUGAGUUCUUCUGUUGCAUUACUAGCAAACCAAGAAGACAAUCACGCUAUUGUUGAUACUUCAUGGCAUUGCGAUAUGUUAGUUAACAUAAGUAGCCGAAACCGUACAGAAGAUUUCGAAGUUAUCCUUUUAGAGUUACCACAAGAAGAACGAGCGGAAUCAAUUAUGAGAGAAGCAUUUUUAUGGGGUCAAGUCGCAGGGCCUUUACUUGGAGGGUGUCUCGUUUGGGGAAGGUCUGGACCAUCGAUGGUGUUUUCACGAGCCAUUCUUGGAGCUUGCUUAGCUUGCAUUCUUGUUCCAGCUGCCUGGCGAGGACCUUCACAUGUUGCUUUGCGACUUUUUCAGGGUUUAUGUACACUGCUUACUUGGGUAUGGAGUGUGGGUAUCCAGCUUUCCGGCGAUGUGCUGGAACUCGUCACAAAUUGUUGGAGCAACUAUGCCAGCAGCACAUAUGUUUGCAAUGACUUGGUUUAAGAGCAAUCACAGAAGCUGGUACUUCAGUUGUUAUGCAGACAAAAGCAGUCUCAAAAUUCUUAUAGAUAAUACAAAGGAGGUGAUCUUUCUGAGCGCGAAUCACAGUCUAAGUUGCUUGACUUUAUUAUUGCU